GUUCAUUUUCAUCAGCCUCACAGCGCACUGGAAAUAUCCACAACUGCUUCUCUCCUACAAAAGUGAAUACGUUUUCGGCAGCAAAAGAUGGCUGACGUUCAACCACCCUCGGGCAAUGAAAGCCUUCAAUGCAAACCAGAUGAAACAUACAAGUAUCACGUGUACACUGCCGUCUACUCUGUUGUAUUUAUUUUUGGGCUGGUUUUUAAUAUAGCCGCCUUGUAUGUGUUCUGUUUUGUCAGCAAAAGGAAGGGAAAUGCAACAAUAUGCCUGUUGAAUCUUGCAGCUGCAGAUCUUACCUUCAUAUGUUUCCUGCCAUUUAGAAUAUCCUAUUACAGAAAUAACGCCACAUGGAUAUUCGGAGGCUCACUAUGCCGUAUUAGCACGUACUGUUUUUAUUUCAGCAUGUACGCCAGCAUACUCUUCUUGGCCUGUCUCAGUGGCUUACGAUAUUUUUCGGUGGUGUAUCCAGGAAGAGUAAGUGUUAAGACAACCAUUAAACUCUGUGCAUGUGUCUGGAUCUUUUCAGGAGUCAGCACCUCACCCUUUUUCCUGUCAGGGACCCAAAUUCGUGGAAAUGCAACACGGUGCUUUGAGCCCUCAGGGCAGUUUUCAUGGACUAGGGUUAUGUACAUGAAUUAUUUUGCUCUGAUCUGUGGAUUCUUAAUACCAUUCUUGGUUACUGUGAUAUUUAAUGGCUUACUCAUCAAGCAUAUUAGGCAUAUACCCAUGAAGAAAAAACAUAUUAGAAAACUGACCAUCAUGAUUGUCCUUGUCCUGUCAGUGUUCUCUCUCUGCUUUAUGCCAUACCACAUUCAAAGAACAAUGCACCUUUAUUAUUUGGUCCAUCACCCAAACAUCUGCAGCUUACAUGAUGUUCUUCAGAAAACCGUAGUUGCAACGUUGUGCUUGACUAUUCUAAAUAGCUGUCUGGAUCCACUGCUCUAUGUAUUUGUAGGUCAUGGGUUCAAGCCAUGCUUAAUGUUAAUAUGCAAGUCUAAGACAACUUUGUACUUAAUUCCUACCUCAACUGAUAUUGGAGACCAGCAAUUUAUGGAAGUUCAGAUGGAAGCAAUGGAUGAAGAGCAUGAAUGAUAUAUUUGCAACGAUAUCAGUACUGCCAUAUUUUUGGAGCUCUCUUAAACUCUGUACAUGUGUGUGGUUCUUUUCAGGAGCCAGCAACCUUUUUCCUGUCUGGAAAGGAGUUUGUAGCCCUCGGAGCAGUUUUUUUGGACUACGGUCAUGUACAUGAAUUAUUUUGCCCUGAUUGGUGGAUUCGCAAUACUAUUCUUGGUUAUUGUGAUAUUAAACCGGUUACACAUCACUUAAUUCCAAUGUCAACUGAUAUUAGAGACCAGCAAUUGAUUGAAGUUGAGAUGGAAAAAAUGGAUCAAGGGCAUGAAUGACGUAUUUUAGUGAUGUGCAGGCCGGCCUUUUUGGGUCGCAGGUGGGUGUGGGUUGAGCUCUUCUGACUGUUCUCUCCACCCACGACCUUACAAAUGCAGAGUUCCGACUUCAGGGUUGACAUCUUAUAGACGCAUGCCUGCUUGCCCUGCCCCAUGUGUGACAUCAUUGGCGGGGCGGGUCUCAUAAAAGGAACCUGGAAGUCAGGUGGGUGCGAGUGGAGGGAGGGCUGGCCGAGGGUGGAGGGAGAGCAGGUUGGGACAUCACUAAUGUAUUUGUUAGGGAUGCACCGAAUCCAGGAUUCGGUUUCGGAAUCUGCCUUUUUCAGCAGGAUUCGGCCGAAUCCUUC
Molecule: messenger RNA, 1753 nt
Organism: Xenopus laevis (African clawed frog)
Lineage: Eukaryota; Metazoa; Chordata; Amphibia; Anura; Pipidae
Product: provisional ortholog of cysteinyl leukotriene receptor 2 S homeolog
Exons: 2
Coding region: 88-1095 (335 amino acids)
Biological process (GO): signal transduction; G protein-coupled receptor signaling pathway
Cellular component (GO): membrane; plasma membrane
Molecular function (GO): signaling receptor activity; G protein-coupled receptor activity
Source: RefSeq, a predicted model, not a curated record